Molecule: messenger RNA, 1639 nt
Organism: Lacerta agilis (Sand lizard)
Lineage: Eukaryota; Metazoa; Chordata; Lepidosauria; Squamata; Lacertidae
Product: acetylcholinesterase-like
Exons: 3
Coding region: 2-1639 (545 amino acids)
Biological process (GO): choline metabolic process; acetylcholine catabolic process
Cellular component (GO): plasma membrane
Molecular function (GO): acetylcholinesterase activity
Source: RefSeq, a predicted model, not a curated record
CAUGAUGCUGUGCCGAGUAUUUUCAUGCCUGUUUCUGCUGGGCCUCAGUUCUGCCUCUGAGGAAGAUGUUCUGGUGAUCACAAGCAGCGGUCCCAUACGGGGCAAACGCCUCAUGACAGAUUCUGGCGCGGUGACAGCUUUCUUGGGAAUCCCCUAUGCUGAACCUCCUGUGGGGAAGCUGCGUUUUCAAAAACCCCGUCCUCACCAGCCUUGGAGUCACGCUCUGAACGCCACCAGCUUUGGCAAUACCUGCUACCAAGGGAGUGUAGAACUUCCCGGCUAUCGUGCGGAACAAAAGUCGGAAUCCACCCUCUCUGAAGACUGCCUCUUCCUCAAUGUCUGGGUGCCUCAUCCCCGACCCUCUGCGCCAGCUCGUGCCUUCGUCUGGAUCCAUGGAGGGGGUUUUCUCAACGGGUCUGGCUCCAUCGAUAGGAGCUUCCUAGCUGCCACUGAGAAUAUCAUCGUGGCGUCUAUGAACUACCGCCUAGGUGCCUUGGGAUUCCUCUCGCUACCCCCAGAGGCUCCGGGGAACGCUGGUUUGUGGGACCAAAACCUGGCAUUGAGCUGGCUGAGGGAAAACAUGGCCGCCUUUGGAGGGGAUCCAACCUGGCUCACACUGGGUGGUCAGAGUGCCGGGGCCGCCUCGGUUGGCUUCCACCUUCUCUCGCCGGCGAGUCAGGCCCUAUUCGACCAGGCUACUUUACAAAGCGGCGCCGCGAUUUCCCCCUGGGCUUGGGUGAGGCCUGAGGAGGCUGCCAUCAGAGGGCGAACCCUGGGCCGGAUUUUGGGCUGCGCCGAGGAUGACGACAGGGCUGUGGUGCGAUGCCUGCGGAAGAAAAACCCAGGGGAGAUGAUGAAGAACUUGCCUAUCCUCGGUUAUAAAACUUUGUUGGAUUUUCCUUUUGUGCCCACGACCGAUGGGGAAUUCCUUCCGGAUGACCCUCGGAAACUUCUGGAAGCUGGGCGAUUCUUGGACAAACCCAUCCUGACCGGCUUCACCCGUGAUGAAGGCACCAUCUUCCUGGCAGGAAAUGCCCCUGGUUUCAGCCUAUACAACGACAGCCUGAUUAGCCACGAGCAACUCUUGGAGGGCCUCCGUUUGAUGCUCCCAGAGGCACCUGAGGUUAUCAUCAAAGCCGCAGCAACUAUCUACAGUCAGGAGGAGCACGGGGAAGAAAGAUAUCGAAACGCCUUGAUCAAAGCUUCUGGAGAUUACCUUUUCUUGUGCCCCGUGGCUGUGGUGGCCACCCAUAUGGCAGAAGCCCAAAGCCUGGCCUUUGCCUACUCCUUCACUCACCAGCCUUCCUUUGUAACUGUCUCUGACUGGGUUGGAGUGCCCCAUUGCGCCGAGCUGCCCUUUCUAUUUGGUGACCCACUGUCUAAGUCGGGAUAUACAGAGGCUGAGGUGACCCUGAGCCAAAGGGUUAUGAGCUACUGGGGACAGUUUGUAAGGACCGGGUCUCCUCAUGAUGGAGAAUGGCCCGUCUACACAGGAGAGAAUUUCUUCCGCAUUACCACAGAGCCAGCUCAGGCCGAGGAGGUGUCAAGCACCCGUUACUGUGGCUUCUGGGUGUGGCUAGCCACGGAAAAAAUUAAGGACUCUGACCUGAUGGAUGAAGAAAGAGACUCUGAUUGGUAA